Molecule: messenger RNA, 528 nt
Organism: Aspergillus udagawae
Lineage: Eukaryota; Fungi; Ascomycota; Eurotiomycetes; Eurotiales; Aspergillaceae
Exons: 2
Coding region: 1-528 (175 amino acids)
Source: RefSeq, a predicted model, not a curated record
AUGGCCAAAUACGCAAAUCUGCGCGAUAGAGUCUCAUUUCCUAGAGUCCUUGACCUGCCGAAUUACCAGAUCUAUGACCCAGAGCACUAUAAACAUGUCAGUGACCAGGUGAUCGAACCACGAAGGCAUUGGUGUCUACUCGCGGAGAUUAUUAAGAUAAAUAAAGGCUUUCCGCUCAAACUCAUGGCUAGCAGUCUCUAUAACGAGGACCCAUUUCAUAUCGUCUUUCAUACUCAUGAUCUAGGAGGCUCGUUCGUGACACCUGAUCUGAAGAACGAACGUACGGUUGCCAUCAUGUAUGCUCGAAAGCAUAUCUCACGCUGGAACUCAAUCAAUGUUAUUGUGACGGACCAUUACUCGAUCAAGACUUGCCACAUGGACGAUCAGAAAAAGGAACAUGGCAAGUACUGCAAGGUCAUCCGGGACAGGCACUUUCAAGCCAUGUGGAUGUUGGAUUGGCAGCGGUUCAGGAACUUCCUGACUUUUCCCUGCGCAGCCAAUGAGCCUGACAUCUCGAUGGCGCUGUAG